UGGCAGAGGGAGAUCCGUGGUGCGGGACUGUGCGGGACUGUGGGUGGUGAAGAGCGUGUUCUGUUGAACACGCCGAGGGUGACUGGAAGAGGACUUCCUGAGGUCCUGUCCCCAGGCUGCAGUCACUGGGCUUUCACUGGAGCAGAAGGUGCCAGAAGGCAGACAGCCACCAUGUCCACAUUCAGGCAGGAAGAUGUGGAAGACCACUAUGAGAUGGGGGAGGAGUUGGGCAGUGGCCAGUUUGCAAUUGUGCGGAAGUGCCGGCAGAAGGGCACUGGGAAGGAAUAUGCGGCCAAGUUCAUCAAGAAGCGCCGCCUGUCAUCCAGCCGGCGGGGGGUCAGCCGGGAGGAGAUCGAGCGGGAGGUAAACAUCCUGCGGGAGAUCAGGCACCCCAACAUCAUCACCCUGCAUGACAUCUUUGAGAACAAGACUGACGUGGUGCUCAUCUUGGAGCUGGUCUCUGGCGGGGAGCUCUUUGAUUUCCUGGCUGAGAAGGAGUCACUGACAGAGGAUGAGGCCACGCAGUUCCUUAAGCAGAUCUUGGAUGGAGUCCACUACCUGCACUCCAAGCGCAUCGCCCACUUUGACCUCAAGCCAGAAAACAUCAUGCUCCUGGACAAGAAUGUGCCCAACCCGCGGAUCAAGCUCAUUGACUUUGGCAUUGCUCAUAAGAUUGAGGCUGGGAACGAGUUCAAGAACAUCUUUGGCACCCCAGAGUUUGUAGCUCCUGAGAUUGUCAACUAUGAACCCCUGGGACUGGAGGCAGACAUGUGGAGCAUCGGCGUCAUCACCUACAUCCUUUUGAGUGGCGCGUCCCCAUUCCUGGGGGAGACCAAGCAGGAGACCCUGACUAACAUCUCCGCCGUGAACUACGACUUUGAUGAGGAGUACUUCAGCAAUACCAGCGAGCUGGCCAAGGACUUUAUCCGCCGGCUGCUUGUCAAGGACCCCAAGAGGAGGAUGACUAUCUCCCAGAGCCUGGAGCACUCCUGGAUCAAGGCAAUCCGGCGGCGGAAUGUGCGGCGGGAAGACAGCGGCCGCAAGCCGGAGCGACGGCGCCUGAAGACGGCCCGUCUCAAGGAGUACACCAUCAAGUCUCACUCAAGCAUGCCCCCCAACAAUACCUACAUCAACUUCGAGCGUUUCUCCAAGGUGCUGGAGGAGGUGGCAGCGGCCGAGGAGGGCCUGCGCGGACUGGAGCACAGCCGGCGGCAGUUCCACGAGGACAUUGAGGCGCUGACAGCUAUCUAUGAGGAGAAGGAGGCCUGGUACAGGGAGGAGAAUGAGAGCAUUGGCCAAGACCUCCGACGGCUGCGGCAGGAGCUGCACAAGACCGAGGCGCUCCAGCGGCAGGCUCAGGAGGAGGCCAAGGGCGCUCUGCUGGGGGCCAGUGGGCUCAAGCGCCGCUUCAGCCGCCUGGAGAACCGCUACGAGGCCCUGGCUAAGCAGGUGGCCUCUGAGAUGCGGUUUGUGCAGGAUCUAGUGCGUGCCCUGGAGCAGGAGAAGCUUCAGGGGGUGGAAUGUGGCCUCCGCUAGGGCUGCCCAGGGUGGGUUGGCCCAGAGGGUUCUGGUAGUGGGUGUUCCCUCGACAGCCCUGGGGCCAGGCCCUUCUGUCACCCUUACCUGGCCCUAGAGAGUUCCUGGGCUGGGGCUGAGGUGGGAAGAGGCUGGACUGGGACAUGCUCCCUGGGGCCCAGGGAUUCCCUGCUGAGGGGAGGGGUUUGGCAGGACCUGGGUCUCCACCGCACAGUCCGUCUUCCCUCUGGCUCAGCCUCUCUCAUUCUCUCAACAGUGGUGACUGGUGGGGGCUGGGGGGUGCUUCUGGGCUAGUGUUACCUCCAGAACUCCAUGAGCUCUCUGCAAGGGGUUGGUACCUCCAUGAUGGAACUGGCCAUGGUGGACACAGAUGCUUCAUGCCUGGCCCAGUGGCAGGACGGCAGCCUUCAUGUCCUGGGUCAGGGGGCUGAAGGGCAGUCAGAGAACUUGGAGCAGGGCCUGGGCAGCACUCUCAGGCCCUCCCUGCCCGUUCAAGCACACGCAGCCUCGGGGAGGGUUUCUGAGGGCCCCUGCUUGCCCCAGGGCUUGGAAUUGGAGGGGCCUCUGCUGGACACUGGCCCCUCCUCUUCUAGAGAUGGCGGUAGCUCCUGCAGGGUCAGUGGUAGAAGGGGCCUCUGAGCCCUGCUCUCCCCAGUUCCUUGCUAGGGCACCCCAGGCCCUGAACUGGGCACCAUGGCCAGAGGCAAGGAGAUGAUCCAGCCCUCAAGGAGGCGUCGGUCUGGAGGCAGUGUGGGGGUGGGGGGGGCCUGUGGCUAAGCAUGUUGCCAGGACACAGUAAAGGAAACAUCUGCAAAAGCUGAGUUUCUCUCUCUUUCCUGAGGCCCAGAAGUCCCUUGGGCACUGGGUAAAACAGGUCUGCAGGGGGCUGGGGGCUGGCGACAGGAGGAAAGAGCCGCUGUCCACCUGCAGCCCUCCCCAUUGGAGCAGGCUGUGGAGUCAUCCCCUUUCUGCUCCCUCAUGACGCCAGGUGCAGGCAUCUCGUGACACAUAGUCCCUGAAGUGCCGAGGCCACCAGUGGGGUCCUCCACUGCCUCGGUAUCCAGCCCUGCCCCUCCAGCCCCAGCCUCACUCCUCCACUGCUGCCUUUUGAAGUGUUAGGGCUCCAGCAUCUCUUGGUGGAGACUACAUGGAGUAGUCACAAAAGGCUCAUGGGCCAAGCAUCCUUCUCAGAGAGCCCCCCAGACUCCAGGCUACCCUGUGCAGGGAGAAGUCCAUUUGACUGACUGCCUGUGCUGGUUCCCAAGUGUAUAUGACUAGAAACCCUGGACCAGUGCAGGGUCUGGAGUGGGUUGCAGUGGGCAGUGCUGCCGUGUGCCACUAGGGGCUGCCCUUGAGCAGGACCUUGUACCACCUGAGCAAAGUGCACUAAGUAAUGUUCAGGCUUCAACAAAAUGUGGGUCCCUAUCAGGUGGCCACACUGAGCCGGGAAUUCUCUGCUGCAGGUUAGGUUAAGUGAGUGACACCUGUAUAGAGCCUUCACCCCCAGCCUGGCCAAGUGCAGGAAGGUACUAGGCAGGUGAGACUUGUAUUCUUGCUGAGGCUGCUGGCCAGGGCUCCCCCUACCAGGACACUGCCAGGGCUGAGGCACUGGUGGAGGGAUCUUCACACUGUUUGCAGGUCUGUCUCCUGGGCUGGGGUGGGACCCCCUGUACCUCCCCGACAAGCUGUUGCAUAGUGUAUGCCGUCUCUGCAAGUUUAUGCCUGCCAUGAACCAAAGAAAAUAAAGCCCCAAUUCUAACAUC
Messenger RNA from Phyllostomus discolor (pale spear-nosed bat), 3299 nucleotides. RefSeq names its product death associated protein kinase 3 (gene DAPK3). Gene Ontology annotation, molecular function: ATP binding; protein serine/threonine kinase activity. NCBI's taxonomy places the organism in Eukaryota, Metazoa, Chordata, Mammalia, Chiroptera, Phyllostomidae. The coding region runs from base 172 to 1536 and encodes 454 amino acids. The transcript has 9 exons. Gene Ontology annotation, biological process: intracellular signal transduction; positive regulation of apoptotic process; protein phosphorylation. Gene Ontology annotation, cellular component: cytoplasm; nucleus. The record is from RefSeq and is a predicted model, not a curated record.